CAGCACUAUAGCUGUUGGCACGAUGAUGGCAACAAAUGGAUUAUUAACGUCCACUCAAAGAAACGUGGCGAGCGAUGAUGAAGCUGUCCGUAAUCUUCAGGCAUAUGUACGAAUAAGAAGCGUUCAUCCGAAUGUAAAUUAUGAGGCAUGUCUGGUAUAUCUUAGAGGUCAAGCCGCACAGCUGGGUUUACCUGUCCAAGUUUUUGAGGUGGUCCCACAUAAACCUAUACUGAUAAUGACCUGGGAAGGGCAGGAACCAGCCCUUCCAAGUAUUCUCCUCAACUCGCAUAUGGACGUUGUACCUGUGUUUGAAAAAAGUUGGACAUACCCACCAUUCGAAGCUCGUAUAGUGGACGGAGUUAUUUACGGUCGCGGUGUGCAGGACAUGAAGUCCGUUGCCGUACAGUACUUGGAGUCAAUAAAACGACUCAAAAACAAAGGCGUUACUUUUAAGCGCACAAUACACUUGAGUUUUGUUCCAGACGAAGAAGUCGGGGGAGAACAGGGUAUGGCGCAAUUUAUCAAGUCCGAACAUUUUAAAAAGUUAAAUAUCGGUUUUGCGCUAGACGAGGGUCUUGCUAGCCCCACAGAUCAUUACGUUGUAUACAAUGGAGAAAGAAGCAUUUGGCAUGUAAGAGUAAUUUGCCCCGGAAUGUCCGGUCACGGCUCUCUACUGUUGCCUGACAAUUGUGGUGAAAAGAUGCGAUUCAUCAUAGACAAGUUCAUGGACCUUCGUCAAGAGUCUAAAAAGAAAUUAGAAGAAAACCCUCAAUUAACGAUCGGCGAUGUAACAUCCAUCAAUCUAACAAUGCUUAAGGGUGGCAUCCAAGAAAACGUAAUUCCUGAGAAACUAACCGUCAGUUUUGAUUUGCGUUUAGCCUUGUCUGUUGAUUUCGUCGAGUUUGAAAAUAUGAUUAAGGAUUGGUGUACGAAAGCUGGAGCAAACGUAACCUACGAGUUCGUUCAAAAGGAUGAUUAUGUCUCACCAACUCCUGCUGAUUCCUCCAAUGGCUACUGGAUGGCUUUUAAGACCACCAUUGAACAACUAGAUAUUCCAUUGGACCUUCGAACAUUUCCUGGUGGCACCGACUCUCGUUUUAUUCGUAAAACAGGCGUCCCUGCCUUAGGAUUUUCGCCGAUGCGACGUACUCCACCAGGUCUUCAUGAACAUAAUGAAAGUCUUCAAAUAUCUGUGUUCUUAGAAGGCAUCAAAACAUAUGAAGCUGUUAUUCCUGCUAUUGCUAAUGUGUAAUUAAGUUAUUCCUUUUACUGGCAACGCUUUAUACCAACCAUAGAAUUUCAAUGGAAAUCGUGACCAAGCGUUGGCUAACUUUUCGUUAUAAGUUUAUAUUUCGAUAACCUAACCCCCUGUCGCAAAGGAUUUUUUUCUUAGGUUGCAGCGUACCCCAAAAUAUUGUUGCAUUAUGUCUAAAUUAAAUUAUAACUUUCAAUAGAAGUAAUCAACAGUAAAUCUUUGUUUUAACUCUAAAAAAUAAGACAUUAUUUAUAAUACAAAUGAAUUGUGAUAUAUGUCAUAUUACACACAUUUACAUCAUUGAUAAAAUAAAAGCAUCAUGAGGAGUUAUUAAAAAAACUGAUCAACUGCAUUCUUAAAAUUCACACACAAUAGUUAUUAAAUGGUUGCCUUAAAACUCUGUAUAAGUGUAGAAAAUUAUUACUGAACAUAUUUUCAAUGGGACAAAUA
Molecule: messenger RNA, 1705 nt
Organism: Pieris brassicae (large cabbage white)
Lineage: Eukaryota; Metazoa; Arthropoda; Insecta; Lepidoptera; Pieridae
Product: aminoacylase-1-like
Exons: 10
Coding region: 23-1252 (409 amino acids)
Biological process (GO): amino acid metabolic process
Cellular component (GO): cytoplasm
Molecular function (GO): aminoacylase activity
Source: RefSeq, a predicted model, not a curated record